This is a messenger RNA of Cryphonectria parasitica EP155, 1026 nucleotides long. Its product is annotated as deoxyhypusine synthase. NCBI's taxonomy places the organism in Eukaryota, Fungi, Ascomycota, Sordariomycetes, Diaporthales, Cryphonectriaceae. The record is from RefSeq and is a predicted model, not a curated record. The coding region runs from base 1 to 1026 and encodes 341 amino acids. Gene Ontology annotation, molecular function: deoxyhypusine synthase activity. Gene Ontology annotation, biological process: peptidyl-hypusine biosynthetic process. Gene Ontology annotation, cellular component: cytoplasm. The transcript has a single exon.
AUGCCUCCAGGCUCCCAGCCCGUGCAGGAGCUCGAUUUCAACAAGCUCCCGCGCCCCAUCGCCGCCGCUGAUCUCCUGCAAGGCAUGAGACAUAUGGGCAUUCAGGCUUCCGCUCAGGCAAGGGCUGUGGACAUCAUCAAUAACAUGCGCUCCUGGCGCGACCCUGACACAGGUGCCGAGACCACCAUCUUCCUGGGUUACACUUCCAACCUCAUCUCCUCGGGCCUGCGCGGCACCCUGCGCUGGCUCGUCGAGCACCGCCACGUCUCGUGCGUCGUCACCACCGCAGGCGGCAUCGAGGAGGACUUUAUCAAGUGCCUCGGCCAGACCUACAUGGGCAGCUUCACAACACCCGGUGCCGAGAUGCGUGUCAAGGGGCUCAACCGCAUCGGCAACAUGGUCGUGCCCAACGAGAACUACUGCAAGUUCGAGGACUGGGUCGUGCCUAUCCUCGACAAGAUGCUCGAGGAGCAGGAGCACAGCAAGAAGACUGGGCGGCAUGUCGACGUGUGGGGCGAAGAGGUCGAUGGCGAGCUGGUCUGGACCCCGUCCAAGGUCAUCCACCGUCUGGGCAAGGAGAUCAACAACGAAGAGUCCGUCUACUACUGGGCCUACAAGAACAAAAUUCCCGUCUUUUGCCCCGCUCUCACCGACGGCAGCCUAGGCGACAUGCUGUACUUCCACACCUUCAAGUCCUCGCCCCUGUGCCUCAGGAUCGACAUUGUCGAGGACAUCCGCCGUCUCAACACGAUCGCUGUACGCGCCAAGCGCACCGGCAUGAUCAUCUUGGGCGGCGGCGUCGUCAAGCACCAUAUUGCCAAUGCCAAUCUGAUGAGGAACGGCGCCGACUACGCUGUCUAUAUUAACACCGCCCAGGAGUUUGAUGGAAGCGACGCUGGCGCGAGGCCUGAUGAAGCAGUAAGCUGGGGAAAGAUCAAGCCUGAUGCUGAGAGCGUCAAGGUCUAUGUCGAGGCAACAGCAUGUUUCCCUCUUAUUGUGGCCUGCACCUUUGCCAAAGGUCAAUAA